Molecule: messenger RNA, 3347 nt
Organism: Balaenoptera musculus (blue whale)
Lineage: Eukaryota; Metazoa; Chordata; Mammalia; Artiodactyla; Balaenopteridae
Gene: FAM120B
Product: family with sequence similarity 120B
Exons: 11
Coding region: 108-2555 (815 amino acids)
Cellular component (GO): nucleus
Source: RefSeq, a predicted model, not a curated record
GGAAACGCCCGAGCGGAAGUGCGUGGAGGCUGCGACGGGCCGAGGUUCGUGAGGGCGCGUCUCCGGCUGUGCUGGCGCAUCUCUAGAUCCUUUCCAGGAGGUCAGUUAUGGGUGUGAGAGGCUUACAUGGAUUUGUGGGAAGUAGCUGCCCACAUAUAUGUAUGGUAGUAAAUUUCAAAGAGCUGGCAGAGCACCACCGAAGCAGGCAUCCUGGAGGGACUCCUACCAUUGUGGUCGACGCCAUGUGUUGCCUCAGAUACUGGUACACGCCGGAAUCUUGGAUCUGUGGUGGCCAGUGGCGGGAAUACUUUUCUUCUUUGCGAGAAUUUGUGAAAACUUUUACAGCUGUUGGCAUCAAGUUGAUAUUCUUCUUUGAUGGCAUGGUGGAGCAGUCCAAGAGAGACGAGUGGGUGAAACGAAGACUCAAGAACAACAGGGAGAUAGCCAAGAUCUUCCAUUAUAUCAAGUCCCACAGGGAGCAGCCUGGCAGAAACAUGUUCUUCAUCCCCUCAGGGCUGGCCAUAUUCACCCAGUUUGCCUUGAAGGCCCUGGGUCAGGAAACUCUGUGUUCGUUACAGGAGGCCGACUAUGAGGUGGCUUCCUACGGCCUCCGGAACAACUGUCUUGGGAUUCUUGGAGAAGACACUGACUAUUUAAUUUAUGACACCUGUCCCUACUUUUCCAUCAGUGAGCUCUCCCUGGACAGUCUGGACACCGUCAUGCUCUGCCGAGAGAAGCUCUGUCAGAGCCUGGGUCUCAGCCUGUCCGACCUUCCUCUACUGGCCUGCCUGCUUGGCAACGACAUCAUCCCAGAAGGCAUGUUCGAAAGCUUUCGUUACAAGUGCUUGUCUUCUUAUACCUCUGUGAAAGAGAACUUUGACAAAAAAGGUAACAUUAUCUUAGCUGUAGCAGACCACAUAUGUAAAGUUCUUCGGUUGCAUCAAGGUGAGAAGAAGCUGGAAGAGAUGUUACCUUUGGGGCCAAACAAAGCUCUUUUUUAUAAAGGAAUGGCAUCAUAUCUUUUGCCAGGACAGAAAUCUCCAUGGUUUUUCCAAAAACCUAAAGGUGUAGUAACUUUGGACAAGCAGGUACUAUCCAUGAGUUCAGAUCCUAAAUCCAAGCAAGAAGUUCCCGUGUGUACACACCCUGAAUCCAAGCAAGAAGUUCCCAUGUGUACAGACCCUGAAUCCAAGCAAGAAGUUCCUUUGUGUACACACCCUGAAUCCAAACAAGAGGUUCCCAUGUACACAGACCCUGAAUCCAAACAAGAAGUUCCCAUGUGUACACACCCUGAAUCCAAGGAAGAAGUUCCCAUGUACACCGACCCUGAAUCCAAGCAAGAAGUUCCCUUAUGUACACACCCUGAAUCCAAGCAGGAAGUUCUCUUAUGCACACACCCUGAAUCCAAGCAGAAAUUACCUGCAGGUAUGGACCCUGAAUUUAACCUAGAAGCACCGCUGUGUACAAACCCUGAAAUUAAACAAGAAGAUCCUGUAAAUAUGGGGCCUGAAGUCAAGCAACAAAUAACUAUGGUUUCGGAUCCUGAAAUCUUAAAGGUUGCCAGAGCACAUCACGUCCAGGCAGAGAGCUACCUGGUGUACAACGUCAUGAGCAGCGGGGAGGUCGAAUGCAGCAACAGCCUGGAGGACGCGAUGGACCAAGCUCUGCCCAGCCAAGCCUUCGUCUACCGCCCAGUGCGGCAGCGGGUGUACUCCCUCUUGCUGGGGGAUGGCAGAGGUGGUGCCAGCACCUGCCCCACUGUCAAGGAGUGGUUUGUGUACUCUGGGAACCCACUGAGGCAGCCGGACCUCGUCAGGCCUCUGCAGAUGAACAUUCCAGGGGGAACGCCUAGUUUGAAGCUCCUGUGGCUGGGCCAAGAGGCAGGACUACAGGCCCAGCGCUUGGACACACUCCUGGCCUGUUUUGACCUUUCCUUCUCGCGAGAAGAGCUGCAGGUGGUCGAGAGCCCCUUUCAAGCGUUGUGCUGCCUCCUGAUCUACCUCUUUGUGCAGGUGGACACCCUCUGUCUGGAGGAUCUGCACGCCUUCAUCGCGCAGGCCCUGUGCCUCGAAGGAAAGACCACCAUGGAGCUUGCAGACUUGCAGCUCGACCACGUCGACCCCAGGGCCGUGCAGCUGGGUACCCUCCUGGUCCGCGGCCUCACCACCCUGGUGCUGGUCAACAGUGCCUGCGGCUUCCCCUGGAAGACGUCGGACUUCAUGCCCUGGAAUUUGUUCGACGGGAAGCUGUUUCAUCAGAAGUACCUGCAGUCUGAGAAAGGGUACACAGCAGAGGCGCUUGUGGAACAAAACAGGUCCCGGCUCACCCGACUCCAUGCCCUGAAGUCAGUCGUGUGCAAGGCCUGCAUGAAGGAGAACAGACCCAUCGUCAGCCGGCGGCACUGGCGUUCACACCACUCAGGGCGGAGGGGCCGACAGGGACCCAGCGCCCACAGGACGAGCUCUGGGUACAGCCGGUCUGGCCAAGGACAGCACUGGAGGGACCAGGGGCCAGGAAGUAGACAGUAUGACCCUGACCAAUGGAGAAGAUAUUAAUCAUCUUCUGGGCAGCGGGUAGAGGAGGGAGCCAGGAAGACAAGGCGGAGCUGAAGACACUCACGGAAAACCGCCUGCGACAUGUCGCCCAGAACCACCACUGCAGCUUCACCCCGAAUACAAGUAUCGCCCUAACAGUGAGUGUAAAUGCAGAGACGCUCGUGGGAGAGAACAGGGAGUGGAGAACUCGGCCGCGCUGCAGGAGUCCUCGGGUCAGCCGCACAGCAGAGGCCUCGAUGUCUGUCCCGAGCGCGUGGCUGCAGCUCCUGCUUCGUUUGCACACAGCCCGGCGCACACACGUGUCUUCAUGUAGCUGUCCUUGAGUUCAAAACACGAUUUCACAGAAAGUUACUUUCUCACAGUGGUGGGCCCAGGCCUCUGACAUACAAGGAUCCUUGUAAAAUGCAUUGAUGUGUCCAUGGUGCAGCGUUUAGGUUUUGAUUCCUUGUUUAAAUUUGUCAGAAAGGCCAUUUUGUCAGGAGUUAAGAGUUUUCCACUGGUGAGUGGAAAUGACUGGUUUGUGGUGACCAUUUUGCUCCUAGGAAUUAGCCAGACCUCAUCAUUAAAGGAGACACAUGCAAGAACCAGGGAAAAGCCGUGACCCAUCCGGGAGGGGGGCACCAGGGCCGCACUCCAUGUGCUCUGUUCCUCAGCACUAGCCACAAGGCCCACAGGGAAACCUGCAGCUGUACCGAUGGUCUGGUUGGGUUUGCCAUCUCUCUUCAUGUCAUAACGGUGAUCUGUGAUACCAGUUUGUGGUUUAUGCCAAAUAUAAAUGAUUAGUCUGUUACU